Molecule: messenger RNA, 4553 nt
Organism: Cololabis saira (Pacific saury)
Lineage: Eukaryota; Metazoa; Chordata; Actinopteri; Beloniformes; Belonidae
Gene: kirrel2
Product: kirre like nephrin family adhesion molecule 3, like
Exons: 15
Coding region: 520-2799 (759 amino acids)
Biological process (GO): cell-cell adhesion
Cellular component (GO): cell-cell junction
Molecular function (GO): cell adhesion molecule binding
Source: RefSeq, a predicted model, not a curated record
CGCAUUUCCACUAGGCAGGAGGGAGGGCGAAGUAAACCGAGGAGACCCGUCGGAGUAGAGAGAGUGUGGAGUGUGUGAGGAGGAGGUGGUGUGUGUCACAGUAGAGCUCCAGACUCCAGCGAGAGGCAACUUGGCCGGGGUGAUCAGUGCGCGCCGUGGUGGUGGAGCAGAGACCGCUUCAGAGCGCAGCUCACACUGGACUGUGGAUGAACCUUGACUGAAACGCCCGAACCACUAAUGGACUGCUAGAGAGCAGAGGAGGAGGCAAAAAAGGCUCCGGAGCGGACCCCGGAGGAGAAGCUCAUGCAGAGGGGGGAAAGUUACCAACUGUGGAGAUGUAUUAAAUGAGAGUUCAUAAACUGCUCGGAGCAUUCAGAGUGAUCUCUGUUUAGCUGGAUGGUAUUAUAGACGAAUCUCAGUGCGCUUGUCCGUCCAGCUAAUCCUGAUCCUGGUGCCGCGGUCGCACACACGGAGCAAGAACCGAACUACGCAACACAGUCCGCGGCCAGGGUUACUAAAAUGCCAUCUCUAUACCUCAUCUUUUGCCUUACGGUCACAGCAGCCACCCAAGCGGCCUACUUCUCCCAGCAGCCCCAGGACCAGGUGGUGGUGGCCGGUCAGUCCGUGACUCUGCCUUGUAUCAUCGUGGGCUACAGAGGAAUGGUGCAGUGGACCAAAGAUGGACUGGCGCUGGGUGGAGAGAGAGACCUACCAGGCUGGGCACGGUAUUCCUUAAUGGGCGACCCGCUAUCAGGCGAGCACAGCUUGCAGAUCGAUUCAGCAGAGUUGGCGGAUGACGCGGUGUAUGAGUGUCAGGCUACACAGGCGGGGCUGCGCUCCCACCGUGCCAAGCUCACUGUACUAGUUCCUCCCUCUGACCCCGUGGUGGAGGGUGGCCCUGUUGUGCGGCUGAAGGCCCACACAGCACACAACCUCACCUGCAGAGCCUCGGGAGCCAAACCUGCUGCUGAGAUCACCUGGUACAGAGAUGGAGAGGUCAUGGAGAAUGUGUUUUACUCCAAGGCUCCAAUGGAAGACGGGAAGAGGGAGACAGCUGUCAGUUUGCUUCCAAUCAUUCCUGAAGAUAGUGACUCCGGACGUACCUACACCUGCAGGGUUCUCAACCCAGCUGCCCCGGCCGGCCGACAGAUAUCAGUCACUAUCAAUGUCCAGCACCCUCCGUCAGUGACACUAUCAGUCCAACCUCAGACUGUAACCGAGGGAGCUAAGGUUCUGUUCAUCUGCUCGGCCUCAGCCAACCCUGAGAUCACCGGAUACAGGUGGUCAAAAGGAGGAGAGCCCAUCUCAGAAGCAAACGGGGACAGCCUUGAGGUGACAGUGGACUAUUCCUACUUCACUGAUCCUGUCUCCUGUGAAGUGUCCAACUCCGUGGGGAGCACAAAUGUCAGCACUCUGGUUGAUGUGCAAUUCGGGCCCAGACUGCUGUCGGAGCCAAAGCCGAUGACGGUGGACAUAGGGAUGGAUGCAGCCUUCACUUGUGCCUGGACUGGAAACCCCCCGCUGACCCUGGCUUGGACAAAACAAGGCUCCAGUGUGGUGCUCAGUAACGGUAAUACCCUGCAGCUGAAGGCUGUUGCUCAGGAAGACGCUGGGACUUACACCUGCAAGGCCAUUGUUCCCCGUAUCGGAGUUGCAGAAAGAGAUGUCACUCUAACAGUGAACGGUCCACCUAUCAUCACGGCAGAGCCAACACAGCAUGCUGUCAAGCACUCAAAGGGAAAGCUGGAAUGCCGGGUGGAAAGCAGCCCUCCACCUGAUAAGAUUGUGUGGACCUUUGGAGACGUGACUCUGUCUUCCGGCUCCUCUGGACGGUACUCGGUGCAGACUGUGACGAGCGACCACAGUGUCUUGUCCUCCCUGGUGCUAUCUGAGACUCUGGCGCAGGAUUUCCAAAUGCGCUACAACUGCACAGCUUGGAACCGCUUCGGUACCGGCAACGCCCUGGUGACGCUGAGAGAACAAGAGGCCCUGCCUAUGCUGUUAAUUGUUGGUGGAUCAGUGGGUGGAGGCUGUGUCCUGCUCAUCUGUGUCAUCACGCUGGUCUCCCUCUGCUGCAGGCACACAGGCAAAGGUGAGCUCAAUGGUAAGAGGUGCACUCGUCUUUCCAAGAGUGACAUCAGAGUUCAGAUCGUUCAUAGCGAUCACAACGCUACACGUGGCAAUGAUGAUGAGGAGGAUGUCAAAGAACCCAUGGCUCCCAACAGCAGCGAGUCUCCAGGGACAUCGCGCACAGAGCACAGCGACCUCUUGGAGGAGGAGGAAGACGAAAGAUCGGACAUCAAGGACCCCACUAACGGAUACUACAACGUCCGCGGCCACGACGACCGCCACAUCCGCAGCAGUGGAUUCUCCGAGUACGUCCCUAACUCCCGGCCGGUCUACACUCCAUCGCAGCUGCCCUCCCCCAGUCCCGUGUACGGUCAGCAAGGCACCCAGCCCCGCGUCUACGAGUUCUCGCAAAGAUACGCCACCAACACAGUGAGCAGAUCCUCGUACGAACAGCCGCAAGCUGCCCAGCAGCAGCCGGCCCAGCCCGCCAGCAUAUAUCCCACCGAUCCCCUCUACAGCGGCUCUGCUUACCUACCUACCAAUACCUACGGCCGUGCCUUCACCAGCUACGUUAAGCCCGCUUCCUACGAGAAGGUGGACGCGUACGACCAAUCAGAUCAGGCCAGCAAGGUGUCGAGCUCUUCUCGCUUCUCUUAUGCCUCCUCACAAGUGUCCUCCCAGCAGUCUGACUACGGCCGGCCCUCACAACGCAUGCAGACUCACGUCUGAGUUCAAAAAGUGAAGUUGGAGGAGAAGUGAGAAAUGAAAAGCCACUUCCACAUACAUUUGUGGUUGGACUAACUAACUCAUGCAGCCCUGCAAGGACUCGCUUGGACAGUAUUCGGAGGGAGUCGGGAUUCAAGUUAUGGAGUAACCAACUUGUGAUGGCUACUAGGAUUUACAAAAAUGUUACGCGCAGGAAGAUUUCAACAGAUUGUCAUGUUCAAGUUAAAGAUGUGAUGAACCGUAGUAUGAUACCUCACCAGGUCGUCUCUACACGAUGACCACCCAAAUGUUCUCUAAGUGAAAGGGGCCAACUAAAAUAUAAAUCAAAAGCAUGUCCUGAAUUUAGGUGGCCAAAAUAACUGGGGCAACUGUUUACCUGCAUUCCAGAGUUUACUUUGACUCAACACUCAAUGUCAAACAUUGACUUAUUAAAUACUUUGAAAUAAGACAUGGCAAAAGCUAAGACUUAUUUGAGGAGAAAAAAAAAACACAAAAAACACAAAAAAAAGGAUAUGAACAGCCUUUUGUUGUCUGUCAUUUGGUGUCUUGUUGGCAUGCGAAAGGAAUUCUAAGCACAUUUGUGUCCAUCAUCAACAAAAGACUGAGCUAUCCACAGAGACAGGCAUGAACUACACUGCACAACAUGCUGGCUGCACCGACCAACAAGUGCUCCAGGCGCUGUUCUGUAUGAAAGUAAUCGGCAGCGGAAGUCUUGUGGCCGGAGCCGUGUUCCCGGAGCAUCCGCAGAGAACAAGCGUUUCAUGCUUCGGAUAUUAGCUGUGUUGCUCGCCAGUGGAUAAGAGGAGGAGAUCUGAAGAGAAUGUUUAUUUAGCCUUCAUUUUAAUGGAGGACUGUUAACAGUUAUGGCCAUGAAAUCCCAAAGAUGGUGUUAACCAUAAUGAGGAAAAUGGGGGCUAAUGUGGAAAUUCUGCUGUAGUACCCCUUGCGAUGUUUUCUGCUGUGUUUUUCUGAUUGUAAAAUGAAGAUUAGGAUAUUAACCAGAACAAUCAAAAGUGAUGUUUGGAAAAAAUGAUGGCAAUCUUGAACUGAAAUAAACUUGAAUGCGGCAUCAAAUUCAGCAGGCUCAGGUGGGGUAUAAGGUCUUAAAGGCAGUCCCAACGCGGACCAUUCACUCAAGUUUUACAACUCAAAUUGUCUCAAAAUGUUUACAAGAAACAGUACUACCCUGAAACUUUAUCUGUACAAAUGGCUCAGCCCAUACUUUCUCUCUGUUGCAUGCAAAUGAUGUGUCUUGUGAAACUCUUCAGCGUUUAUAUUCAUGUCCAUUUCAUGUUUGAGACGUCGGUUUCUGCACCUGAUCCUGUUGCAUUCCACUUCCUGGAUGUUUCAGUAUGGACACCUGUACUGCCAUUGGUCCAUUAAGUCUGUUGCCAGGCAGCCUAACAAGUGAACAGAUUUCACGUAAAGUGAGGAGGCAAACAUCAUCGCUUGUCUUUAUUUUUAUAUUUUAUAUAAGCCUUAAAAGUACAGCGUGUAAGCUGCUCUACUGUAAAGUAUCUUUAUAUACAUAUGUAUCCUUGGUUGAUUUAUUUGGCUCCACAGAUGUUUUCGUGUCUAAGUUGUUCAUCAAUCAUUGAAUGCAGUAACCAUGCUUCUUUUGGAACACAACUAAUUGCCAUUUUUUUUUGUUCUUUUCGUUCAUUUAAUAAUGUAUUAAGAAUUUUAUUUGCUAAAAAUGAGCUAUUGUUGCUUGUACCUUUGUACACAUAUUUAUAUUUAAAUAAACCAUUUCCGAU